This is a messenger RNA of Betta splendens (Siamese fighting fish), 1409 nucleotides long. Its product is annotated as Fc receptor-like B. Lineage: Eukaryota; Metazoa; Chordata; Actinopteri; Anabantiformes; Osphronemidae. Bases 190 to 1317 code for a protein of 375 amino acids. The record is from RefSeq and is a predicted model, not a curated record. The transcript is spliced from 6 exons. Gene Ontology annotation, biological process: cell surface receptor signaling pathway. Gene Ontology annotation, molecular function: transmembrane signaling receptor activity.
AGCUGCUCUACACACACAUACAUGUCCUCAGCCACAACAACCUACUGGUAUUAACUGGUAUGAACCAGUUCUGAAUCACCAAACAGGCAGAAACAGCCUGAACGCUGAAACCAGCGUCUCCUGCUGAGGAAGAGGAGGUUCUUCUUCAUCAUCAGCUUCUCUGUUGAACGUCAGUCACAACCAGGCAGCAUGAAGGUCACAGCAGUCAGAGCAGCGUGGGUGUUUCACACGUUGCUGCUGCUCACGGUUCAGAGUCAGAACAGUUUCAACCUGCAGGAAGGAGGUGGAGCUUCUCUCCUCAUUGAUCCAAACAGGCUGCAGUUCUUUGAUUAUGAAUCCAUCUCCUUAAGUUGUGCUGGUUUUGAUGAAGCAGCUGAUUGGAGAGUGAUGAAAACGGACUCCUCAGGUUCUGAUCGAUGGGAAACAUCAACAGGAUCAAUGAUCAUUAAACCUGCCUAUGUUUCACACAGUGGCGAAUAUGUUUGUGAGGAUGAAGGAGGAAACAGGAGCAAAUCUGUCAACAUCAGCAUCACUGCUGCUGACGUGAUCCUGGUGAGUCCUGCUCUGCCUGUGGUGGAGGGAGAAGCUGUGAGUCUGAGCUGCAGGAGGAAAGGAUCCCCCUCCAACCUCCCAGCUGACUUCUACAAAGACGGCAGCCUCAUUAGGACGACUUAUACAGGAGAGAUGAGCAUUCACAGCAUCUCUGCGUCUGAUGGAGGAUUCUACAAGUGCAGCAUCUCAGGAUCUCAGGGAGAAUCAGCAGAGAGUUGGCUGCAGGUCACAGGUCAGACCAACUUGUUGUUGUCAGGGGGUGGUGUGGUCCUGGAGGCUCCUGCUCGUCCUGUGACUGAGGGACAAGACGUAACUCUGAGCUGCAGGAAACAAGGAACCGACUCAAAGCUCAGAACGGAUUUCUAUAAAGACGGACGUUUGGUGAGCAGCAGCUCAUCACCCAUGAUCAUCCACAGAGUUUCCACAUCGGAUCAAGGCUUCUACAAGUGCAGCAACUCUGGAGCAGGAGAGUCAGCAGAGAGCUGGUUGAGCGUCACAGCCCUCGCUGUGGUCCUGGAGGCUCCCGUCCUUCCUGUGACCCAGGGAGAAGCUGCCUCCCUUCGCUGCAGGCUCAGCUCCUCACCCAGCGCCGUCCCAGCUGUCUUCUACCAGGACGACGUCUUCAUCAGCACCAGCUCCACAGGAACCCUGUCUCUGCUCAGGGUCUCUAAGACCCAUGAAGGCCUGUACAGGUGUCAGGUGUCUGGAGCUGGACGGUCAGCGGGCGGAGGCUGCUUGUCACAGGUGAGACAAGAAAAACAAUAAAUGUGAAACAGUGGAUUUAUUUACUCGUUUAACAUUGUCAGCUAACAAAAGGAGUCACAGCAGAUUUUCCUUUCUGUCUUUCACAGACCGUC